UCAACAAUCGACAACUUUAAAAUUAACAAAAAUUAAAAAAUGAAAUAGAAAUGCGAGGCGUUCAAAUAGUGUGAUAUCUAAGUAUCCUGUUUUGAAGCAAGUUCUAUGUGUGUGUUGUAAAUGUUAAAUGAAUAAUGGUACAAGUUAGCGAAAAUUUAUAAAAUAACAAAAUAAAUUGCACUUGAGAUCCAAUCACAUCAUAAGCAUUUAAUCAGGAAGUUACAAAUAUUUUGUACAAUUAGUUCCAACGAUGGGAAAACUACUUUCGAAAAUCUUUGGAAACAAAGAGAUGCGGAUAUUAAUGUUAGGCCUGGAUUCGGCGGGUAAAACAACAAUCUUAUAUAAACUAAAACUAGGGCAAUCUGUUACAACUAUUCCAACAGUUGGAUUCAACGUAGAAACAGUUACAUACAAAAAUGUUAAAUUCAACGUCUGGGACGUUGGAGGACAAGACAAGAUUCGACCGUUAUGGCGGCACUACUACACAGGAACACAAGGCUUAAUAUUUGUUGUUGAUUGUGCUGAUCGAGAUCGGUUGGAUGAAGCGCGACAAGAACUUCACCGAAUUAUAAAUGACAGGGAAAUGAAAGAUGCCAUAAUACUCAUUUUUGCUAACAAACAAGAUAUGUCCGAAGCGAUGAAACCACACGAAAUACAAGAGAAACUAGGUCUAUCGAGGAUAAGAGAAAGGAAUUGGUACAUCCAACCAUCAUGCGCCACCUCCGGCGAUGGUUUGAUCGAAGGAUUACAAUGGUUAAUACAAAAUUAUAAACUAUGAAAUUUCU
Culicoides brevitarsis is the source of this 785-nucleotide messenger RNA. It is a transcript of the gene Arf51F, whose product is annotated as ADP-ribosylation factor 6. Gene Ontology annotation, cellular component: focal adhesion; cytoplasm; ruffle. The transcript is spliced from 5 exons. NCBI's taxonomy places the organism in Eukaryota, Metazoa, Arthropoda, Insecta, Diptera, Ceratopogonidae. The coding region runs from base 251 to 778 and encodes 175 amino acids. Gene Ontology annotation, biological process: vesicle-mediated transport; regulation of dendritic spine development; protein localization to endosome. The record is from RefSeq and is a predicted model, not a curated record. Gene Ontology annotation, molecular function: GTP binding; GTPase activity.